UCUUGAUAAGAGAAAAAGGAAUGCUUUAUUAUUUAUCCCAUGUGCCUUCCACUGUCACCACACUUGGGGGAUAUGUCCUCACUGACAUUGGUUGGGGGCAAAAGUUCUAACUUUCCAGGAGGGCUCCUAUGACAUCACCAUAGUGGGGAGGGGUACUUCAUAACUGUUGAGUAUGCCAGGAAAUUCAGGCUCCCCAAGUAGUCUACACUGGAAGUAUGGGAGGAGCCUUGUUGCCACCUGAUAGAGAUGAAAGUCCCAGUAUCUACUCAGUCUCUCUGACACCACAGCAGGAACGUUAGGGUAACUUGUUAGAGCCUGGUAAGGGUGACAACCCACUCAGCCUAUGCUGGCAUAGGCAGAGGUAGGGACACAGUUCUUUCUGUGGUGUUUAGCUGGAGUAGAACAGUUACAGUAUGCAAGUUUUCUGUAUUACUGGGUUGCCCCUUUCCUGGUCCUUUUGCUAAAGAGAGCAGGAUUUUAUUUAUUUAUUUUUAUUUUUUGUCUGUAUUCAUUGGCAUUUCUGGGUUGCUAACUUCUUCAGUUCCAAGUCAUAUGAGUCCAAAAGAAAACCCAAGGAGCUUACCACUAUGUCAUUUCUUGUGCCCUGAGUCGUGUAGAUGGUCUGCUUUCUUCUCACUAUCUUUUAGAGUCUCCAUAUAUUUAUUUUAUAUAAAAUGUCCAAGGUUUCUAGUUAUCAUUAGAAGAAAGAAUGGGAAAAGCCUGUCUACUACAGUUUCCUGGAAGAAGUUUCGAGAAUUAUUUUAGAUAAUUAAGUGAUUGAAAAAAAGAUAAAAGGAAGAAUACCAUUUCAUGACACAUGAGAAUUACAUAAAAUUCAAAAUUCAGUGUCUAUAAGUAACGUUUUAAUGCAAUAUAGUCACAUUCACUUACAUAUUGUCUACAAUUCCUUUUGUGCUACAGUGGCUGAGGUUGAGUAACUGUAUCAGAGAGUCUAUGGUUCGCAAAGCCUAAAAUAUUUACUGUCUGAGCCUUUAAAGAAAGUUUGCUGAUACCUGGCUUACAUCAUGGAAUUACUUACAUUUUAUUAACAGUGAGUAGAGUACCUCCUCUACCAAAACUAAGAGAAAAAUGAAUGUAUAAAUUCAGAUAGACUGUACUCAGUUUUAGGGAAAUAUAAUUAUCUAUAGCAAUCAUAAGUAAAUCCCCAUACUGUUAAAAAUGUAUAUAUACAGUUUUUAGUUUACGCCAAAAGCUACUCAGCUUAUGUUGAAUAAAUUUUCCUUAAACAUUGAUGUCAAAAAUCACUCUUUUACCAUUCUUGGUUAGUGCAAAAUUUUUUACUUGUAAUUUUUUCUUCUAGCAAAGUCUGCUACAAAUACUGUUAUAUAUUUUUUCUACUGUCAAAAUAUUCCCCAAGAAACCUGAAUGUUCCCACAAAUAUUUCUUAUUAUAAAUGUUUUUGUAUGUUUGUAACUUAUUUUGCAUGUUGAAAUUCUAUAACCAAGGUUGCAAGGUUGUCAUUGUUAUAGUGUUAACCAUAAGAGUCAUAAACAGCAAGUCGAACACUAAACUUGAAAGACAUUAUGCAAGAAAAGAACACCAAACCAAUAGUAUUAUUUCCCAUUUAUCUAACCUUUCAAGGGCACUUAGCAGCUAGAAGAUUAUAAAUACAGACAGAUUUCAUGAUUAGAAGGUUCAUUAGUAAGAAGGUACAGAAUACUAAUCACAAGACUUUCAUUUGCACUGACAAGGUCUGACCUCGCUAGCAUUCAUCAGUGACAGUGGAAUUGCUCCCUGGUGGUAUCAACCACAUGAAACACACAGAAAACAUGUUUUUCGUGGAGGAAUUCAUCAAAAAUUCCUUUUGCAAUAAAAACAACACCAGGUGCCUCUCAAAUUCUUGCCAAAACAAUUCUACAUGCAAAGGUUUUUCAAAAGACAAUGAUUGUUCUUGUUCAGGCACAGCCAAUAAUGUGGACAAAGACUGUGACAAUGUGAAAGACCCUUGCUUCUCCAAUCCCUGUCAAGGAAGUGCCACUUGUGUGAACACCCCAGGCGAAAGGAGCUUUCUGUGCAAAUGUCCUCCUGGGUACAGUGGGACAAUCUGUGAAACUACCAUUGGUUCCUGUGGCAAGAACUCCUGCCAACAUGGAGGUAUUUGCCAUCAGGACCCUAUUUAUCCUGUCUGCAUCUGCCCUGCUGGAUAUGCUGGAAGAUUCUGUGAGAUAGAUCACGAUGAGUGUGCUUCCAGCCCUUGCCAAAAUGGGGCCGUGUGCCAGGAUGGAAUUGAUGGCUACUCCUGCUUCUGUGUCCCAGGAUAUCAAGGCAGACACUGCGACUUGGAAGUGGAUGAAUGUGCUUCAGAUCCCUGCAAGAACGAGGCUACGUGCCUCAAUGAAAUAGGAAGAUAUACUUGUAUCUGUCCCCGCGAUUAUUCUGGUAUAAACUGUGAAUUGGAAAUUGAUGAAUGUUGGUCCCAGCCUUGUUUAAAUGGUGCAACUUGUCAGGAUGCUCUGGGGGCCUAUUUCUGCGACUGUGCCCCUGGAUUCCUAGGGGAUCAUUGUGAACUCAACAUUGAUGAGUGUGCCAGUCAACCGUGUCUCCAUGGAGGGCUGUGUGUGGAUGGAGAAAACAGAUAUAGCUGUAACUGCACGGGUAGUGGAUUCACAGGGACACACUGUGAGACCCUGAUGCCUUUUUGUUGGUCAAAACCUUGUCAUAAUAAUGCUACAUGUGAGGACAGUGUUGACAAUUACACUUGUCACUGCUGGCCUGGAAUCCACUGUGAAGAAGACGUCAAUGAAUGUUCUUCAAACCCUUGCCAAAAUGGUGGUACUUGUGAGAACUUGCCUGGGAAUUAUACUUGCCAUUGCCCAUUUGAUAACCUUUCUAGAACUUUUUAUGGAGGAAGGGACUGUUCUGAUAUUCUCCUGGGCUGUACCCAUCAGCAAUGCCUAAAUAAUGGAAUAUGCAUCCCUCACUUCCAAGAUGGCCAGCAUGGAUUCGGCUGCCUGUGUCCAUCUGGCUACACCGGGUCCCUGUGUGAAAUCGCAACCACACUUUCAUUUGAGGGUGAUGGUUUCCUGUGGGUCAAAACUGGCUCAGCGACAACCAAGGGCUCAGUUUGUAACAUAGCCCUCAGGUUUCAGACUGUUCAGCCAAUGGCUCUUCUACUUUUCCGAGGCAACAGGGAUGUGUUUGUGAAGCUGGAGCUGCUAAGUGGCUACAUUCACUUAUCAAUUCAGGUCAACAAUCAGCCAAAGGUGCUUCUGUACAUUUCCCACAACACCAGCGACGGAGAGUGGCAUUUCGUGGAGGUAAUAUUUGCAGAGGCUGUGACCCUUACCUUAAUCGAUGACUCCUGUAAGGAGAAAUGCAUCUCGAAAGCUCCUUCUCCACUUGAAAGUGAUCCAUCAAUAUGUGCUUUUCAGAACUCCUUUUUGGGUGGUUUACCAGUGGGGACAACCAGCGAUGGUGUCGCUCUACUUAACUUCUAUAAUAUACCAUCCACACCUUCGUUUGUAGGCUGUCUCCAAGACAUUAAAAUUGAUUGGAAUCACAUUACCCUGGAGAACAUCUCAUCUGUGUCAUCAUUAAAUGUCAAGGCAGGCUGUGUGAGAAAGGAUUGGUGUGAAAGCCAACCUUGUCAAAGCAGAGGACGCUGCAUCAACUUGUGGCUGAGUUACCAGUGUGACUGCCACAGGCCCUAUAAAGGCCCCAACUGUCUGAGAGAGUUUGUGGCAGGCAGAUUUGGCCAGGAUGACUCCACUGGAUAUGUUGUCUUUACUCUUGAUGAGAGCUAUGGAGACACCGUCAGCCUCUCCAUGUUUGUCCGAACACUUCAACCAUCGGGCUUACUUCUAGCUUUGGAAAACAGCACUUAUCAAUAUAUCCGUGUCUGGCUAGAGCACGGCAGACUAACAAUGCUGACUCCAAACUCUCCCAAAUUAGUAGUAAAAUUUGUUCUUAAUGAUGGAAAUGUCCACUUGAUAUCUUUGAAAAUCAAGCCAAAUAAAAUUGAACUGUAUCAAUCUUCACAAAACCUAGGAUUUAUUUCUGCUUCUACAUGGAAAAUCCAAAAGGGAGAUGUCAUCUACAUUGGUGGCCUACCUGACAAGCAGAAGACUGAACUUAAUGGUGGAUUCUUCAAAGGCUGUAUCCAAGAUGUAAGACUAAACAACCAAAAUCUGGAAUUCUUUCCAAAUUCAACAAAUAAUGUAUCUCUCAAACCAGUUCUUGUCAAUGUAACCCAAGGCUGUCCUGGAGACAACAGCUGCAAGUCCAACCCCUGUCGCAAUGGAGGUGUUUGCCAUUCCCUGUGGGAUGACUUCUCCUGUUCCUGUCCUGCCCACACAAGUGGGAAAGCCUGUGAGGAGGUUCAGUGGUGUGGAUUCAGCCCGUGUCCUCACGAAGCCCAGUGCCAGUCGUUGCUUCAAGGAUUUGAAUGUAUUGCAAAUGCUGUUUUUAAUGGACAAAGCAGUCAAAUAUUGUUCAGAAGCAAUGGGAAUAUUACCAGAGAACUCACCAAUAUCACAUUCGGUUUCAGAACAAGGGAUGCAAAUGUAAUAAUAUUGCAUGCAGAAAAAGAGCCUGAAUUUCUUAAUAUUAGCAUUCAAGAUUCCAGAUUAUUCUUUCAAUUGCAAAGUGGCAACAGCUUUUAUAUGCUAAGUCUGACAAGUUUGCAGUCAGUGAAUGAUGGCAUGUGGCAUGAAGUGACUCUUUCCAUGACAGACCCAAUGUCCCAGACCUCCAGGUGGCAAAUGGAAGUGGACAACCAAACACCAUUUGUGACCAGCACAAUUGCUACUGGAAGCCUCAACUUUUUGAAGGAUAAUACAGAUAUUUAUGUGGGUGAUGGAGCUAUUGACAAUAUAAAGGGCCUGCAAGGGUGUCUAAGUACAAUAGAAAUCGGAGGCAUUUAUCUCUCUUACUUUGAAAAUGUUCAUGGUUUCACUAAUAAACCUCAGGAAGAGCAAUUUCUCAAAAUCUCUACCAAUUCAGUGGUCACUGGGUGUUUGCAAUUAAGUGUCUGCAACUCCAACCCCUGCUUGCAUGGAGGAAACUGUGAAGACAUCUAUAGCUCUUAUCAUUGCUCCUGUCCCUUGGGAUGGUCAGGGAAACACUGUGAACUCAACACUGAUGAAUGCUUCUCAAAUCCCUGUAUCCAUGGCAACUGCUCUGACAGAGUUGCAGCCUACCACUGCACAUGUGAGCCUGGAUACACUGGUGGGAACUGUGAAGUGGAUAUAGACAAUUGCCAGAGUCACCAGUGUGCAAAUGGAGCCACCUGCAUUAGUGAUACUAAUGGCUAUUCUUGCCUCUGUUUUGGAAAUUUUACAGGAAAAUUUUGCAGACAGAGCACAUUACCCUCAACAGUCUGUGGGAAUGAGGAGACAAAUCUCACUUGCUACAAUGGAGGCAACUGCACGGAGUUCCAGGCUGAAUUAAAAUGUAUAUGCCGGCCAGGUUUUACUGGAGAACGGUGUGAAAAGGACAUUGAUGAGUGUGCCUCUGAUCCGUGUGUCAAUGGAGGACUGUGCCAGGACUUACUCAACAAAUUCCAGUGCCUCUGUGAUGUUGCCUUUGCUGGCGAGCGCUGCGAGGUGGACUUGGCAGAUGACUUGAUCUCGGACAUUUUCACCGCUAUUGGCUCAGUGACCCUCGCCUUGUUACUGAUCCUCUUGCUGGCCAUUGUUGCUUCUGUUGUCACCUCCAACAAAAGGGCAACUCAGGGAACCUACAGCCCCAGCCGUCAGGAGAAGGAGGGCUCCCGAGUGGAAAUGUGGAACUUGAUGCCGCCCCCUGCGAUGGAGAGACUGAUUUAAGAGCAUUCUGUCCCUUCAAGAUGGGGAUCCACACACUGUGAAUGUGAUGACUGUACUUCAGGGGUCUCUGACAUACCUGACGAUGUUAAUCUGCAACCGGGAUUACACUGGAACUACAGGAAUGAUUCCUUUAACCACCUUAAAGACUUUCACAGUGGUUCCACUCGACACCAUUGUUUUAUUAUGUUAUAUCACCCAAUCGCGAAAAAAGUCUGUGCCAGUAAUUUCAGCCUUAUAAUUAGCAAAAACAUCUUCCAGAGAAUGAAGUCUUCUGAGCAAAGCUCCAGUGUCUAUCACUGAAACUCUUUCCUCUUUUCAACCUGGGGACAACUUUUAGUUUUCAUUUUAGGUUUCUGUACUUUCUGUAGUUUCUGUGUGAACAUAUGGCAGUUUACACAGAAACUGUAGUUUCUGCCAUAUGUUUACACAGAAACUACAAUAAAAAAUUGGCUACAUUUCUCACUUCUCCUAUCAUGUGGUCAAAGGUUAUUGUUGUAUACCAGCGAUGGGAUACUUCUGUAUACUUUUGUCCUUCAUUCAUGGAUUCAGAGAAAGCCAUGGGAAUGACCUGUGGUUCAAAAAAGUGACCCAGUGGCAACAAAUAAAAAUCGAAAUCUGGUUGUUCUCCUUUCUGAGUACUUUUUGCAUUUUUGUGACAUUACGUGUGACAAAAGUAACCUCUAGGAACAUUUGAAGAACCUGUUUAUGAAUUAGAUCUUUUAACUAAAUCAUCUCAAGUUGGUUACAUUUUAAAAUUAUUACUCUUUGAAAAGGGUUGGUUAAGUCAAAAUGCUUCCUAGAUAGAAAUCAAAACAGGAGGAAAAUUCAUAUUCUCAAGUUCGAAAAAUCAAGUUCUUUUCUUCCAGCUGCUUUUAGGUAAACCAGUGCCAAACAGUGACAUUGUCUAAAGGUAAGAACUCCAAAGUUAAAUGUGUGCAGUUUAAGGAGAAUGUGUAUAAGACUAUGGGGUGUUUGGAGAAAAUGCUGGGGCUUCUAUUUUUAUAUUUUUUUCUACAAAGCAUCUGGUUAUAUUUUUAUAUGUGCUUUGAAAUAUAUGAAACAUGCUACUCUUGGAGAAUAUAAAUAAAAUUUAAGAAUAGAUGCCUAUAUAUUCUGGGUAUAUGCUCAACAUGUCUAAUGACAUGAAUUUUUAAGUCUGGUCUAGAAGAAUCCAUCCAUCUCAACUAUUCAAGGAUAUCAUUACAGCAGCUUCCCUUCUCUUCUACGUCAUCAGUUUUCCCAUUGUCCUGGGGCAUCCCUGUCAGCACCAAACAUGCUGUCAUAUUUCCUAUCAUAAAAAAGUUAUAUCCUGUGGCCCUCAUCUCCCUCCAGUAACCACCCCAUUCCUCAACCCCUCUUUUCAGCAAAACAUCUACAAAGGAGUUUUCUGUAUUUUCGGUUUCCCUUUCCUUUUCUCUCAUCCUCUCUUGAACUUAAACUAAUUUGGCUUUUCUCAUCACCGCUCCAUGAUCUCCACAUGGUCAAACACAAUGUCCAGUCCUCAGUUCUCAGCUUUCCUGACCUCUCUGAAGCAUUUGAAAGAAUUGUCACUCCUCUUGAAAUAUUUUCCACACAAUGGGACACCAUUUCAUCUUGAUUUUCUUCUUAACCUCACUGUCUAUCCCCUCUCCAUCUCUUCUGAUAGUUUCUCCUCAUUUCCUUAAACUCUGCUUUAUUUUUUUCCAUGCUGUUUAUCACCCCCUGAGAAGUUGUGUAUUUUGUUGUCGUCGUUGUUCUCUAUUUUCUCUAUCUAGAAUUUAGGUUAUAUGAGGAUAAGAAUUAUUAUUAUUUUUUUUUUACUCUAGUAUCUCUCACCUAGAACAGGCCUAACCCAUAGGGAAAACACAAUAACUAUUUUCUGGAUAA
This is a messenger RNA of Cercocebus atys (sooty mangabey), 7652 nucleotides long. RefSeq names its product crumbs family member 1, photoreceptor morphogenesis associated (gene CRB1). Gene Ontology annotation, cellular component: plasma membrane; protein-containing complex. The record is from RefSeq and is a predicted model, not a curated record. The transcript has 11 exons. NCBI's taxonomy places the organism in Eukaryota, Metazoa, Chordata, Mammalia, Primates, Cercopithecidae. Bases 1773 to 5786 code for a protein of 1337 amino acids. Gene Ontology annotation, molecular function: calcium ion binding. Gene Ontology annotation, biological process: heterophilic cell-cell adhesion; establishment or maintenance of epithelial cell apical/basal polarity.